This is a messenger RNA of Lingula anatina, 2564 nucleotides long. RefSeq lists its product as uncharacterized. Lineage: Eukaryota; Metazoa; Brachiopoda; Lingulata; Lingulida; Lingulidae. The record is from RefSeq and is a predicted model, not a curated record. Gene Ontology annotation, biological process: proteolysis. Gene Ontology annotation, molecular function: metalloendopeptidase activity; zinc ion binding.
AGGGUUGCGAGAACACAUAUGAUGACGACCUCAAGUGCCAGCAAUGGGCCAAGGACGGCGAAUGCUUCGUGAACAUUAAAUGGAUGGCAACCAACUGCGCCAAAGCCUGCGGCAAAUGUAAAAGCAACAAAUGUCUGAAUCUGUACGGGAAGGACGCGAAGUGCCAAGCGUGGGCCGACGAGGGCGAGUGUAGGGCCAACCCCACGUGGAUGAUACCCAACUGCCGUAAAGCGUGCGGCAAAUGUGGUGACGGAACUGGUGGAAACGGCGGCGGAGGGACAGAAACAGGGAGCGGUGGCAAGUGUAGAGACAUACACACCGACCCUCUGGCUUGCAUGAGAUGGGCAUCUGAAGGCGAAUGUGAGGCCAAUCCACUGUGGAUGAUUCCCAACUGUCGAAAGUCCUGUGAAAAAUGUGACACCGACGGUGGCACUGACGGAGGAACCGACGGUGGGACUGACACCGGAAAUAAAGCCUGUGCCGACAAGCUGGACACAAACAAGUGUCAGGGAUGGAAAGACGGAGGUUCCUGCGAGAACGACCCCGCCUUCAUGAUCCAAUACUGCCAGAAGACAUGUGACAAGUGCGGCGUGGACAAAGAGGGAUGUAAAAACUUGGUCGAGGACAAAGACUGUCAGGAAUGGGCUGGACGAGGAGAAUGUGAAGCCAACUCAGAGUACAUGACGGCCAACUGCCGUAAAGCGUGCAAGAAAUGCAUCACGGGGAGCUGCGUCAACAAGCACGGAAACGAGGCCGAGUGCGGGAGGUGGGCAGCAGAAGGAGAGUGCUCGGUCAAUCCCCUCUGGAUGAUAGAAAACUGUAAGAAAUCAUGCGGAAAGUGUGACACCUCGACCGGAGAUGGCGGCACCGAUGGCACGUGCAAGAAUAUCCAUAGCAACGACGCUGAGUGCGAGGCUUGGGAGAAGAGAGGCGAGUGCUCCAAGAACCCAUUGUGGAUGGUUCCGAACUGCAGGAAGGCUUGCAACAGAUGUGGCGAUGGUACUGACACCCCGGACACCGGGAACUGCAGGAAUAUCUACGGUAAUGAUGUGCAGUGCGACUCUUGGGCCAAGGUGGGAGAAUGCUCCGCAAACCCAGUGUGGAUGGGAGAGAACUGUGCUAAAUCCUGCAAAACAUGCGACGGAAACAACAACAAUAACAACAACGGAGGCUCUUGCACCAACAGCUACGGCAACGACGCUCAGUGCUCAGACUGGGCCAAGAGGGGAGAGUGCACGGCGAACCCGGUCUGGAUGACAAUGAACUGCGAAAAGGCAUGCCAGAAAUGUGGCGGGAGCGAAGACGGCGGCGGCGACGGCGGCAACACCAAUGGCGGCGAGUGUAAGAACUUGUACAAGGACGACGCUCAGUGCCAGGACUGGGCUGACAGCGGCGAGUGUGCGGCAAACCCUGACUGGAUGCCAAUCAACUGUAAGAAAGCGUGUGGGUUGUGCGGCGAUGGCGAUAACACUGGGGACGGCAAUACUGGUAACGGUGGUAAUGUGAACUGCGUGAACAGCUACGGGGAUGCCCAGUGUGAGCUGUGGGCUAGAGACAAUCAGUGUGCAGUGAAUCCCUCUUUUAUGCUGGAGCAGUGCAAGAAAGCAUGUCGAUCUUGUGACAGAGGCUCCGAUAAUGGUGGCACCACAGCCAACAGCAACUGCGUGAACACCCAUCAUGACGAUGAAUCGUGCAGGAUAUGGGCCGAGCACGGUCACUGUUCCUCCAAUCCAGACUGGAUGACCAAAAACUGUCAGAAGGCAUGCGGCUUGUGCGGGGGUCGGGACGGUUCCGGGGACUGCAGAAACAAGCACUAUGAUGACGCACAGUGUGAAGAUUGGGCCAAAUAUGGCCAGUGUCAAACAAACCCAGACUGGAUGUUGCCGAACUGUAAGAAAGCCUGUACAAAAUGCGACAAAAUAGCCACAGGCACCAGCCAAGAAGACAACAAUGUUGACGAUAGAGAGAUCAUAACACUCCCGACAACUACCACCACCCAAAACCCACCACCACCUCCACCAGACGACGCAUGCGUGAACGCCCACGGUGAUACUGAGUGUGCGCAGAUGGCACGUGAUGGCAAGUGUAUCAGCGAUUCCAGAUGGAUGCGACGUCACUGCCGUAGAGCGUGCACUGAGUGCGACAAAGGCAGUAAUAGCGGGACGGUUGACAACAACAGACCCCAGUGCAUAGACGUGGUCGGUAACUGCGCAGAACUGGCACAAAACAAUGGCUGCAGCAACAAUCUGCAACACAUGUACAACAAUUGUAAGAAGACGUGCGGACUCUGUGAACCAGGUGCGUGUACCAAUAAACAUCGUCAGUGUAAACGAUGGGCACGCCACGGUGGAUGUGAGCGUAACCCAGGCGUCAUGUACCGCCAGUGCCCGGUAGAGUGCGGGCUGUGCGAGCAUACCAAGACAGACCGAGCCCUUCCCGCACCCGGCGGCAAUAGGAGAAACGAUAGGGUGCGCCACGGUCGAAGGCGUCACCAGGGACGGCGUAACAGACACGUUUUGGCGUGAUGACGUAGACGAAGCAAGUGCAAACCGACUUCACUGAUA